Globicephala melas (long-finned pilot whale) is the source of this 1859-nucleotide messenger RNA. It is a transcript of the gene LHX2, whose product is annotated as LIM homeobox 2. Gene Ontology annotation, cellular component: nucleus. Gene Ontology annotation, molecular function: DNA-binding transcription factor activity, RNA polymerase II-specific; RNA polymerase II transcription regulatory region sequence-specific DNA binding. NCBI's taxonomy places the organism in Eukaryota, Metazoa, Chordata, Mammalia, Artiodactyla, Delphinidae. Gene Ontology annotation, biological process: neuron differentiation; regulation of transcription by RNA polymerase II. The record is from RefSeq and is a predicted model, not a curated record.
UCCUCCUCCUCUUCUUCAAUUCUCCCGGUGUCUCUGCUCCGCUCGCCGGCUUCCGAGAAACCCCUACUUCAGUAGCCGACCCAGCGCCUAGGCGGGUUGCCUUGGGCUGGGGGCACAUCCCGGGGAGGGGAGCGGUCCAGGCAGCUGGGCGGCCGCGGGCACCUAGUCGCUCCCGGGUGAGCCCCGACCGCAGCCGUCGCAGCCUCGGGCAGAGUUUGCGCUCCUGCUUUGCGCCGGGGGCGCCGAAGACGGGCGGGCGAUGCCCGCGGCGUGAAAGCGCCCGCGGCGGGCGCUGACCUCUGCCCUGGUCUCUCGUCCCCUCCCGCACCCACCCCCCCACCCGCCCCGUGCCCUUGUGACCCUGGCUUUGGCGCCGCCGACCAGGCGCCCCGCGAUGUAGCUGCCCCCGCUCCUCGGCGGGAGGCGUCCUGGCCCGCGGGCGCCCGGGGCCCGGAGCCCGGCCUGGGGGCACAGCCGAGCUCGGGCGGGGCCGGGGCCGCGGUGGCUAUGCACCGGGCCCGUUAGCGCGGGGAGCGCCAGGCAGCUGAGGCGGGGGGCAAGCCCUCCCGCGGAGGAGCCGCGCCCCCGGCCCCGCCGGUCCCGCCGCGAUGCUGUUCCACAGUCUGUCGGGCCCCGAGGUGCACGGGGUCAUCGACGAGAUGGACCGCAGGGCCAAGAGCGAGGCUCCCGCCAUCAGCUCCGCCAUCGACCGCGGCGACACGGAGACGACCAUGCCGUCCAUCAGCAGUGACCGCGCUGCGCUCUGCGCCGGCUGCGGGGGCAAGAUCUCCGACCGCUACUACCUGCUGGCGGUGGACAAACAGUGGCACAUGCGCUGCCUCAAGUGCUGCGAGUGCAAGCUCAACCUGGAGUCGGAGCUCACCUGUUUCAGCAAGGAUGGAAGCAUCUACUGCAAGGAAGACUACUACAGGCGGUUCUCUGUGCAGCGCUGCGCCCGCUGCCACCUAGGCAUCUCGGCCUCGGAGAUGGUGAUGCGAGCUCGGGACUUGGUUUAUCACCUCAACUGCUUCACGUGCACUACGUGUAACAAGAUGCUGACCACGGGAGACCACUUCGGCAUGAAGGACAGCCUGGUCUACUGCCGCUUGCACUUCGAGGCGCUGCUGCAGGGCGAGUACACCGCGCACUUCAACCACGCGGAUGUGGCAGCCGCAGCGGCGGCAGCUGCCGCGGCCAAGAGCGCGGGGUUGGGUGCAGCCGGGGCCAACCCUCUGGGUCUUCCCUACUACAAUGGCGUGGGCACGGUGCAGAAGGGGCGGCCGAGGAAGCGCAAGAGCCCCGGGCCCGGGGCGGACCUGGCGGCCUACAACGCUGCCCUGAGCUGCAACGAGAACGAUGCGGAGCACCUGGACCGCGACCAGCCGUACCCGAGCAGCCAGAAGACGAAGCGCAUGCGCACCUCCUUCAAGCACCACCAGCUUCGGACCAUGAAGUCUUACUUUGCCAUUAACCACAACCCCGACGCCAAGGACUUGAAGCAGCUCGCGCAAAAGACGGGCCUCACCAAGCGGGUCCUCCAGGUCUGGUUUCAGAACGCCCGGGCCAAGUUCAGGCGCAACCUUUUACGGCAGGAAAACACUGGCGUGGACAAGUCGACGGAGGCGGCGCUGCAGACGGGGACGCCGUCAGGACCGGCCUCGGAGCUGUCCAACGCCUCGCUCAGCCCCUCCAGCACGCCCACCACCCUCACAGACUUGACUAGCCCCACCCUGCCGACUGUGACAUCCGUCUUAACUUCUGUGCCUGGCAACCUGGAGGGCCACGAGCCUCACAGCCCCUCGCAAACGACUCUUACCAACCUUUUCUAAUGAUUCUCGGUCCCCCGCCCCCGCCCCACA